This is a messenger RNA of Chelonia mydas (Green sea turtle), 3157 nucleotides long. It is a transcript of the gene PIP4K2A, whose product is annotated as phosphatidylinositol-5-phosphate 4-kinase type 2 alpha. Gene Ontology annotation, biological process: phosphatidylinositol metabolic process. Bases 200 to 1417 code for a protein of 405 amino acids. Gene Ontology annotation, molecular function: phosphatidylinositol kinase activity. Lineage: Eukaryota; Metazoa; Chordata; Testudines; Cheloniidae. The record is from RefSeq and is a predicted model, not a curated record. The transcript has 10 exons.
GGGUCGCCGGACGCGGAGCGCGGCAGGCGGAGGAAGCCCUGGGGAGGAGGCGGGGCCCUUUGAGCGAGCGGCGCAGGCGGCCAGGCCAGGAUGCGCCUGGCAUCCCGCGGCAGGCAGCCCGCCAUCCCCGUGCAGCGCCAGCCGCCUCUCCUCCGCCCGGGCCCGGGGCGCUGAGCCGCCCCCUCCCCUCGGCUGCGCCAUGGCGGCCCCCGGCAACAUCGUGUCCGUUAUGGCGAGUAAGACCAAGACCAAGAAGAAGCACUUCGUGGCGCAAAAAGUGAAGCUGUUCCGGGCCAGCGACCCGCUGCUCAGCGUCCUCAUGUGGGGGGUCAACCACUCGAUCAAUGAACUGAGCCAUGUUCAAAUCCCUAUUAUGUUGAUGCCAGAUGAUUUCAAAGCAUAUUCAAAGAUAAAGGUGGACAAUCACCUUUUCAACAAAGAAAACAUGCCAAGUCAUUUCAAAUUUAAGGAAUAUUGUCCAAUGGUAUUCCGCAAUCUGAGAGAGAGAUUUGGAAUAGAUGAUCAGGACUUUCAGAAUUCCUUGACGAGAAGUGCUCCACUUGCUAAUGAUUCUCAAACACGAAGUGGUGCCCGUUUUCACACCUCAUAUGACAAAAGAUAUGUUAUCAAAACUAUAACAAGUGAAGAUGUAGCAGAAAUGCACAACAUUCUGAAGAAAUAUCAUCAGUAUAUUGUAGAGUGUCAUGGGAUUACGCUUCUUCCCCAGUUUUUUGGCAUGUACCGGCUUACCGUUGAUGGAGUUGAGAUGUAUAUGAUUGUAACAAGAAAUGUGUUUAGCCAUCGUUUGUCUGUUUAUAGAAAAUACGAUUUAAAGGGCUCUACUGUGGCUAGAGAAGCCAGUGACAAAGAAAAGGCCAAAGAGCUGCCAACAUUCAAAGACAAUGAUUUUAUUAAUGAUGGCCAAAAGAUUUAUAUUGAUGAAAACAACAAAAAGGUGUUCCUUGAAAAGCUCAAAAAGGAUGUGGAGUUCCUUGCUCAGUUAAAACUCAUGGACUACAGCUUGCUGCUUGGAAUUCAUGAUGUUGAGAGAGCUGAACAGGAAGAGGUAGAGUGUGAGGAAAAUGAUGGAGAAGAUGAAGGGGAAAGUGAUGGGACCCACCCUGUUGGAACGCCUCCAGACAGUCCAGGAAAUACACUGAACAGCUCACAGCCUUUGGCUCCAGGGGAAUUUGAUCCAGCCAUUGAUGUUUAUGGAAUAAAAUGCCAUGAAAAUGCACCUAGGAAGGAGGUAUACUUUAUGGCCAUUAUUGACAUUCUUACUCAUUAUGAUGCAAAAAAGAAAGCUGCCCAUGCUGCAAAAACUGUUAAACAUGGUGCAGGUGCAGAGAUUUCAACCGUUAACCCUGAACAGUAUUCAAAGCGCUUCUUGGACUUUAUUGCCAACAUCUUGACGUAACCUAUCAUGUGACAUAGGACAGACACAAGACCUGGGGACAGCAUCGGUGGCUACAAGUGUAGGGAAAAGAAAGGAACUCAGAGACGUGCUCAUCUUGCAGAAAGCAACCCCCUUGUUUACAUCUGCUGGCAAAGAUGAAUAAUUUGGGGUGGAAUACUCGCUUUAACAGCUGCCUGAUAUUCCCAGCAUAGUUCUAGCUAUUUCUGACUUUUUUUGUGUGUGCAAAAAUAUAUAUAUAUAAAUUAAUUAAUUGAAAAGAUCAGCUUGACUCAGAGUGCAUUGCAAUGGCAACACUCCGAUGCUACUAGCUGAAAUGGAAUGAAUGAGCAGAGGUGUGAGGGUGGGAGAGGAGUAAAUGCAUGUUAAAUCUACAAUAUUGGUAUCAAAUUGUAAACUGUGGAUCAGUUUAUUUUUUGAAUGAAAGGAUGCAAGACAGUAUUCAUGAUGAUGAUGAUAAUGAUAAUAAUAAAAAAACCUUUACUGCGAAUGUUACACUUAUACCCUGCACGCUGGCACUCCUUAAAAAUAGCAGCAACAUUAAACCCUUGGUGCUGGAAGCUUUUCUGUUAGCUCCAUUGCUUUUUUUUUUUCUUUCCCCAUCCACACAUUGCAUCAGGAAGUCCAGACUCCCAAGAGUCCAAGAGCUAAUGUCUCUUGUUUUACAAAGAGCUAAAGCCAUAUUCAUGCUGCAUAUAUGUUUUUGCUAUAGUGAAUUUGUCAGGAGGAAAACCUGUUUAUUUCACUUUUAUUACCUGAUUUUUUUUCAUUGUUAUACUGUUAUAUUCUUGCAAUAUAUGAGCUAAUAAUGCUACAAGGGGGAAAAAAGCUUAUUUGAAGAAGUGCAUAGUUUUGGGCAAUAGUAACUACAUCUUCCAGCCCAGGAAGGUGAGCAGAGUGAUAGAAAUCUCCAUUCUCCUCUAAUCUAAUGAGAAUCCGAAUUUUAAAUGCUUAUAUUGUACUGUUUAAACAGUGGUAUUUUAUUAUAAAUUAUCCCUCUAAAAAUCAAUCCUGAAUUUUACUGUUUACAUUAUUAGGAAAACAGGGAUACUUUUGAAUUUCAGUGUUUGUGUACAGUAUGUGAUUUUAAAGUUUACAUGUAAAGUUAUUUUGCAGUACAGAUGAAGUAAUUUUUGUCAUCUCUCGAGGUGUAACUUGCAGAAGUGUACUAAAGUAAUGUCUCAUUCGCCUCCACGGUAGAGUCUCCUUUACAAUAAACGGAGAAAGGUUGUUUUUGAGGGGUUUUUUUUCAAAUGUUCUUUAUCUUAAAUGACUUGUUUUAGUACUUCCCAAAUUUGGUUGUAUAAAACAUUGCCUAAAACUGUGCUGAUCAUGUUUAACCUGUUAAAAAUUUUAAACAAUGAUACUGUAUUUACUUUCCUUCUUUCCUGUAUUUUUUUCUGACAGGUUCCAAGCUUAAAAAGUGAGACACAAAAUUAGACAUGCUUAAAGUUUAUCUACUUAUACACUGUGCUAAAGCUGUGCCUUUAAAGCUCUUCAUUGAAACAGUUGUUUUUAUAGGCAAUUUAGAAAACAAACUCCCACCCUCCCACCAUAACUUAUAACUUAACAAACCCAGGAGUGCCAGGAUGCCUUCUCCAAUAACUUAAUGUCAGUGCUGUUAAGACUGCAACCGUGCAUAAUGUAUGUAGUGUUUACUUCAGAAAAACCUAUUAAAAAAGCAGCAGAACUGAAUCUUCGGCAGCCAAAGGCAAUACCAUCCCUAUUGCUGUGUACUGAUUU